AGAAGGCCCAAGGAGAUAAAUUAGGCGGGAAAAUUGACUCAACCCCACAAUUUCCCCAAUUUCUUGGUGCCAAAAUCAAAGUCAAUGAUGAGGUAAGCGCAAUGAAAUCAGAUCCAAUUCAAAUCAACUCCGACGAAUUCAUGCAAUGCAAUCAAAGAUCAGUGCCUUCUUCAAACCCUCCUCCUCUUCUUCUUCCUCUUCACCCAACCCAGCAGCCGCACCUCCGCUUCUUUCCAACGAAAACGACGACGAAUUGACCGUCUGGGAGAAUACGCAGCACCAGUACUGUAACACCUUCAAGCGAAGAGGUCCAAACCUGCAAAGUCGUGGAAGGGACAAAAAUCCAGUGAACCAAUUGCCGGAGAAACCCUUUUCUGAUGGCAAUUCCGGGAAGCCGGAAUCGACCACAUUGGGAAGAACAGUGAUCAAGAACAAGAAGAGAAGCUAUGCUCAGUUCUAUCUGGACUUUGGACAGUCUGAUUUCAAUCUGCAGUGCGGGGUCAAGUAUACCGCCGGAGACGAAGACGAUGAGAAGGCUCACAGGGCAUUUCACAAGGACUAUACCAAUGGAAUUUUAUUCAAGGGAUGGUGCAAUGAGAGGGUUGUUCAUUUGCCUUCUGUGGAGGGAGGUCGGAUUGUUUUGGUGUUAGAUUCUGAUCCUCUGGCGCAGAGAAACAAGGCGAACACAAUAUCUGUUUUCUUGAAUUUGAUACUUUAUCAGAGGAUUGAAUUGGAUUGGAUAGGAUAAUUCAAAGAGGCAUACAAAGUUCCUUCAUGUGCAACUGAUGGAAGUUCUGAUGGUACUACUACACAUGAAGCAAAAUCAUCUACUCUCCAAUUUGGGGAUAUCAGGUUUCAGAGGGAAGUCAUGAGAAAAGCCCCUUCUGUUCCCGAAACGUUGAAUGAGAAUCUCAAUGGUGCUAUCUUCUGCGAAAGGGAAGCAGUGGCUGCUGUUUGCGGCGUUAGAGCCAUUUGGGUCACUCCAUCUAACAGAAGAAAACACAUAGCCACCCAGUUAUUAGAUGCCCUGAGGAAAAGUUUCUGCAUGGGAUUUGUCCUCGAACGUUCUCAACUGGCAUUCUCUCAACCAACAUCAGCUGGAAAGGCAUUGGCAUCCAAUUAUACUGGUGGUGGUGGAUAUUUUCUGGUGUACAAAACCAACCAUAUUGUCCCAUAAAACACAGAUAUUUGUGUCCAUAUGUGCCUUGAGUUUAAUUCCUUUAGAAACAAUUUUGACAUGUUUGCUAAAUUCUAAAAGCUAGAAAUAAAACUUAUUUUCAGUUCUUCAAUCUUA
Pyrus x bretschneideri (Chinese white pear) is the source of this 1294-nucleotide messenger RNA. Its product is annotated as protein CHROMOSOME TRANSMISSION FIDELITY 7. Gene Ontology annotation, biological process: mitotic sister chromatid cohesion. Gene Ontology annotation, molecular function: protein-lysine-acetyltransferase activity. Gene Ontology annotation, cellular component: nucleus; chromatin. The record is from RefSeq and is a predicted model, not a curated record. Lineage: Eukaryota; Viridiplantae; Streptophyta; Magnoliopsida; Rosales; Rosaceae.